This is a messenger RNA of Penicillium hordei, 1557 nucleotides long. RefSeq lists its product as uncharacterized. The record is from RefSeq and is a predicted model, not a curated record. Bases 1 to 1557 code for a protein of 518 amino acids. Lineage: Eukaryota; Fungi; Ascomycota; Eurotiomycetes; Eurotiales; Aspergillaceae. The transcript has a single exon.
AUGGUUCAACUUUCAGCUACAUUAGUUGCUGUGGGUGCGGUAGCCACGCAAGCCGCAACAGUCUCUAGAUGCUCGCCGUCCCAUCUCCCCAAACCCGAGCUACUUGGAGCUUCUAUCCUCGGUGUUCAAGCUGACGAAGUCCACAACUAUUCAGCUGUCAGUCUUGGCCCGGGUUCCAAUGAGGGAAAGAAGUACACCAUCAGCUUUUGCAACGUCACAGUUACAUACACUCAUCCUGGUUGGAAUGAUACAAUCAACACUCAGAUCUGGCUACCACUCGAGGACUGGAAUGGCAAGUUCCAAGCUUUGGGUGGUGGAGGUUACAGCACUGGCUUCGGCCCUACCUACCUCACAUACGCCGUCGCCCAAGGUUUCGCAUCUACCUCCACCGAUGGAGGUCAUGAGGUGGGAGGCCAAGCUGUUCCAACCGAUCUCACGUGGUCUCUGAAGAGCAAAAAUAACCUCGAUUGGUAUCUAUUCGAAGACUAUGCAUCCAAGGCCACCAAUGACAUGGGAGUGAUUGGAAAGCAGAUCACCAAGUCGUUUUACAAGAAAGCUGCCAAAUAUUCCUAUUUUGCCGGGUGCUCUGGCGGUGGAAGACAAGGCCUAAUGAUGGCGCAAGACUAUCCGGAUGUCUUCGACGGCAUCUUGGCUAUCGCUCCCGCUAUCAACCUGGAAACCUUCAUUCCUGCAGGCUACUGGCCCGCGCAUGUCAUGAACAAGCACCAUAUUUACCCAUCUCCUUGUGAGGUUCAGGCUUUCACCAAAGCAGCAAUCAAAGCCUGUGAUAGGUUGGAUGGAGUGGAAGAUGGCAUUAUCAGCUUGCCAAAUUAUUGCAAUGUCAGGGCCCACGACUUCGUCGGACAGGACUACACAUGCAAAGGAGUACAGCAUACUCUGAGCGCGUCAGGUGCAAAGGUUGUUCAAGCUGCCUGGUCUGGGUCUGGGGAGGCUGGUUGGACUGGCGUCAACAAAGACGCAGCAAUCGACCGCUACUAUGUCCCAACCACCUGUACCGGCAAUGGCACAUGCACCACUGGGGAUAGUUCCUUAUUCGGCAACUGGUUCAAAUACGCCGUUGCCAAAGAUGCUAGCUUCUCACUUCAGAACAUGACUGAUUCUAUGUUUUUUGAUAUGUUGCAUGCCUCAACCCGCCAGUAUGAAUCAAUGGUCGGAAACAACAACCCUGAUUUGUCCAAGUUUAAGGCACAUGGUGGAAAGAUAAUUGCGUGGCAUGGACUUGCAGACGAAACAAUCCCACCAAAUGGAACAGUCAGCUACUACGAGGAAGUGUUGAAGCAGGAUCCCAAAGCUCACGACUUCUACCGCUUCUUCGAAGCGCCUGGCGUUGGCCACUGUUAUGGUGGAAUGGGCCCAAUUCCCAAUGGUGCCAUGUCGCAAUUGAUGGAAUGGGUCGAAAAAGACCAUGCUCCUGUCACUCUCCACGCUACCAAAGGCAGCAACAACACUGCACGAGACUUGUGCCCGUAUCCCCUCCGCCAGAAGUUCAUUGGCGGUGAUUCCAGGAACGCCACAUCUUUCACCUGCGCUAAAUAG